AUGAACGUUGUUAAUAACAAAAAAAGGUCGUUGAAAAAAAAGAUGGCGGAAAAUGAUGAUGAUGAUAAUGAGGGUAGAAAUAAAUGUAAAUCAAAAAGUUUUUUUGCCCGCCAAUUUUUCACCGUGUCUACUUACUACACUUUUCAUUCCGUUCCUGUACACGACUUGUUCUACUUACUCGGCGUGUUACCAGAAUUAAAACGCUCGUAUGGAAACGUCAAGUCAAUACGUGUCACCCGUCCAACUAAAAAAUUAAAAAAAGAGACGGGGGGGGGAUUUUGUCUCUUUUCUCUCUAUAUAUUUUUUUCUUUUCUUCCCCAAAAAGUCCUCCCUCUCCACCCGUUCUCUCUUGCUCUCCACUCGCCCUCUCUUGCUCUCCGCCCGUCUUCUCUUGCUCUCCACUCGUCCUCUCUUGCUCUCCACUCGUCCUCUCUUGCUCUCACCCCGUCCUCUCUUGCUCUCCGCCCGUUCUCUCUUGCUCUCCCCGUCUUCUCUUGCUCUCCACUCUUGCUCUCCGCCCGUCUUUUCUUGCUCUCCACUCGUCCUCUCUUGCUCUCACCCCGUCUCUCUUGCUCUCCGCCCGUUCUCUCUUGCUCUCCGCCCGUCUUCUCUUGCUCUUCUCGUCCUCUUUUGCUCUCCGCCCGUUCCCUCUUGCUCUCCCCCCGUCUUCUCUUGCUCUCACCCCGUUCUCUCUUGCUCUCCACUCGUCCUCUCUUACUCUCCGCCCGUUCUCUCUUGCUCUUUACUCGUCCUCUAUUGCUACCCACUCGUCCUUUCUUGCUCUCCACUCGUCCUCUCUUGCUCUCACCCCGUCUUCUCUUGCUCUCCACUCGUCCUCUCUUGCUCUCCGCCCGUCUUCUCUUGCUCUCCACUCGUCCUCUCUUGCUCUCACCCCGUUCUCUCUUGCUCUUUACUCGUCCUCUAUUGCUACCCACUCGUCCUUUCUUGCUCUCCACUCGUCCUCUCUUGCUCUUCGCCCGUCUUCUCUUGCUCUCCACUCGUCCUCUCUUGCUCUCACCCCGUCCUCCCUUGCUCUUUACUCGUCCUCUAUUGCUCCCCACUCGUCCUUUCUUGCUCUCCAUUCGUCCUCUCUUGCUCUCCGCAUCUUCUUCGUCGAUCUCUAGUCAGACUGUCACAUCCAGUCUUCCGACUUCUGAUUGCGUUUCUUUUUCUUUCCUUUUUUUAAAGCAAACCCCCCUCCACCCGACUUCCCCCCGCCAUUUCUUUUUUCUAUUUCCCGCCUCUUGUUCUCUUUCAGUAACCACUUCAUCGCGUCUCACUUCAUCUGGACGCUGGCAACAUCACCGUGCACCACAAACGCCAACUUUUUCUUUCUUUUUCUUACAUUUUUUCUUUCAUUUUCUUUUUUCCCAUGAACUUUCUUUCUUUUUCUUUCAUUCUUUUUCUUUCCUUUUCAGUUUUUCUUUCUUUCUUUUUCUUUCAUUCUUUUUCUUGCAUUUUCUUUUUUCUUUUUUUCCCAUGAACUUUCUUUCUUUUUUAUUUCAUUCUUUUUCUUUCCUUUUCAUUUCAUUUCGUUUCCUCCUUUCUUUUCUUUCUUUCUCUUUAUUUCUUUCAUUCAUUUUCUUUCUUUUCCUUUGGUCAUUCUUUUUCUUUCUUAUUUUUUCUUUCCUUCAUUUUUUGUCAUCUUUCUUUUGUUUCUUUUCCUUAAUUCUCUUUCUUUCAUUCAUUUUCUUUCUUUUUCUGUGGUCUUUCUUUUUUCCUUCUUUUCUCUGUCUUUCCUUCAUUUUUCUUUUACUUGGUUUCUUCUUCAGCCAUCGUAUUCUUUAUAUUCUUUCUUUCCUUCGUCAGUCUUCUUCGCCUUCCUCCACCUCCCCCUCCUCCUUUACCUUUUUACUUUCAGCCGUUCUCCUCCUCCUCCUGAUAAUCAUUAGUCGUUCUUCCUCUUACUAUUCCCUUUCAUUAUCCAUUAAUUACAAUAUUCUCUACCCUUUUCCUUAUUACUUUGCCUUAACUAUUCACUCUUUCUCUUCCUUUGUAUCUUCUUUCGAUUAUUUAUCGUCUCAGGAUUUUUCUUACUUUGUAAAUUUUCUUGAAUUCGUUUCGAUGUUAACUGCACAUUUCAAAAACGAUUCUUCUUUUCUUUCUUUUUCCUCUUUCUUUCUCUUUCUUUCAUUCAUUUUCUUUCUUUUUCUUUGUUUUUUUCUUUUUUCUUCGUUCGUUUAUCUUCAUUCUUUCUCUUUCUUUCAUUUAUUUUCUUUCUUUUCCUUUGAUCUUUCUAUUUUUCUUCAUUCGUUUAUUUUCAUUCUUUCUCUUUCUUUCAUUCAUUUUCUUUUCUUUUCUUUGGUCUUUCUUUUUUCUUCUUUCGUUUAUUUUCCUUCUUUCUUUUUCUCUCACUCAUUUUCUUUCUUUUCCUUUGGUCUUUCUUUUUUUUUUCUUCUUUCGUUUAUUUCCGAUCUAGACUAUCUAUCUAUCUAUCUAUCUAUCUAUCUAUCUAUCUAUCUAUCUAUCUAUCUAUCUAUCUAUUUCGGUAUAGGUCAAUAUCUAUCUAUAUCUAUCUAUUUCGGUAUAGGUCAAUAUCUAUCUAUCUAUAUCUAUCUAUCUAUCUAUUUCAGUAUAGGUCAAUAUCUAUCUAUCUAUCAAUUUCAGUAUAGGUCAAUAUCUAUCUAUCUAUCUAUCUAUCUAUCUAUCUAUUUCAGUAUAGGUCAAUAUCUAUCUAUAUCUAUCUAUUUCGGUAUAGGUCAAUAUCUAUCUAUCUAUCUAUCUAUUUCAUAUAGGUUAAUAUCUAUCUAUCUAUCUAUCUAUCUAUCUAUCUAUCUAUCUAUCUAUCUAUCUCAGUAUAGGUCAAUGUCUAUCUGUCUAUCUAUCUAUCUAUCUAUCUAUCUAUCUAUCUAUCUAUCUAUCUAUUUCAGUAUAGGUCAAUAUCUAUCUAUUUAUCUGUCUAUCUAUCUAUCUAUUUCAGUAGCUAUCUAUCUGUCACUCCGUUCAUCAUCUAUCUAUCUAUCUAUCUAUCUAUCUAUCUAUCUAUCUAUCUAUCUAUCUAAUAUAGGUCAAUAUCUAUCUAUUUAUCUGUCUGUCUAUCUAUCUAUCUAUUUCAGUAUAGGUCAAUAUCUAUCUAUCUAUCUAUCUAUCUAUCUAAUUUACAGACAUUUUAUAUCUAAUUUACAUUUCAUAUCGAUAUUUACAUCUAUCUAUCUAUCUAUCUAUCUAUCUAUCUAUCUAUCUAUCUAUCUAUCUAUCACUACCCCCAUUAUCUAUCUCUAUCUAUCUGUCACUCCGUUCAUCUAUCUAUCUAUCUAUCUAUCUAUCUAUCUAUCUAUCUAUCUAUCUCUCUAUCUAUCUAUCUAUCUAAGUCGAUUCAUAUCUGUGUACUAA
This is a messenger RNA of Acanthosepion pharaonis, 3333 nucleotides long. Lineage: Eukaryota; Metazoa; Mollusca; Cephalopoda; Sepiida; Sepiidae. The record is from the annotation of a GenBank genome assembly.